CUGGCUGUUGAGCUGACAUCUGCUUGGUGACACAUUUACCACAUUUGCAGAAUGGAGUAUCUGUACUGGACAUUCCUUUGUUGUCUUCUACAGUUUAGUGUACAAGCUGGGAGGCUAGCAAAUUUUCAGAGGAGUUAUAUUAUUGGAGGACAGAAAGCAAUCCCACACAGUAAGCCUUAUAUGGCAUUUCUGAGUAUCAAAUCUGGGAAUUCUACUUAUCACUGUGGAGGCUUUCUGGUAGCACCUGACUGGAUAAUGACAGCGGCUCAUUGCAAGUUGCCAGGCAGCACCAUAACUGUACUGCUGGGCGCUCACAAUGUAGAGCAGCAGGAGGCAUCACAGCAAACCUUUGGAGUGAAAAAGGUUUACGUCCACCCUGGUUAUAAUCAUAGAAUUACAGGAUCUCCUAAUGACAUUAUGCUCUUGAAGUUGGAUAAAAAGGCGACUUUGAAUAAAUAUGUGAAGAUAAUUAAACUUCCCUUUUCCAGUUCUAAUGCAGAACCAGGACAAGUGUGUAAUGUUGCUGGAUGGGGCAUGCUUGAUGACACCACAUAUCCUAACACCAUGUAUGAAGUUAAUGUAGCUGUCGUGAGCAGGCAUUACUGUGUGACAUAUUAUAAUGAAAAGGUCAUAAAAGGUAGUAUGAUUUGUGCUGGAUUCAGAUCAGCUGAAAAGGAUUCCUCACAGGGUGACUCUGGUGGACCACUAGUCUGCAAUGGUGUUGCAGAAGGAAUCGUAUCAUUUGGCAAUGAGUACCCACCUGGAGUUUACACGCGAAUUUCAUCUUUCCAGUCAUGGUUCAACAACAUCAUGAAAGGAACCAAAAACUGAAGCUGGUUUACAAAUUUCCUUGUCAGCCAGUCUGUAUAAUAUACUACUACGCUCCAAGCUUUUUUUCUCAUCCAGGCUUUUGUUUUUUUCUUAUGUUAGCAAUAAUACUACUAAUACUACUUAUAGUUUAACAGUAUUAAUACUAAAUGCAAAAGUAAAUCUGCAAAUUUCUUGAUGGUUUAGGUGUAAACCACCAGGUAGUAUUAAAUCUUCAAAAAAAAGUCAUAUUCAUUGAUGGUUUACUGCUGUGACUUUAAACGUGUACUACUGACCUAAGAUUUAAAUCAGGGUCUGGUUUAAACUGUCAUUAUUGGAACAAAAUAGUGAGCAUGAGAAAGACAGUAGCAACUGACCUCCACAAGGAUCCCUUUGCAUCUUAAUAAAAUGCUCUGCUGUUUAACAAGCUGUGCAGUUGUUUCAGUAUUUAAACAACAGGCAGUCAUACGAUACCUGACUGUUUCAUGCACUGAUCAUUCUUCAAAAGUUCAUUGUGUUGCACAAUUUCCAUUGAAUAAUCAUUUUAGAGCACUUUAGACCUAUCUCUAAAUAACAGUAAAGCAACCCUUUAUACUCCAUGGAAUGAGGAUUCUCCACCUAAUUUAAGUUGUGAUGUAGAAGUUCAAUAGUUUCAUAACCAAAGCAGAGACAGCCAAAGCAGAGAGGAUUUUACCUUGACUGCACCAACAAUGACCUUCAGCUUGAUAAACUAGCUUGAAUGUUGGUGGGCAUGGACCAGCUGAAAGAUGGAACACUGAAGGGCCAAGAUGUCAAGGUCUUACUUUCCCUGCUUAGGUGGGGGAGUGUGUGGGUGCAUAUCUCACUACUGCAGAACUGCCCCAAGUAGCAUCAGCUGGGAAGUGCAGCUGGAAUGGUAUGCAAGAUUUAUAUCAAGGUAAGUUAGUAUCACAGGGGUAAAUAUAAAUAAAGGUGCUCCCGAUCAGUCUUUUAACUCAUAUUUUCACUUUCAUUUCUUCCAUGCUCCCUUUUACGCCCUACCCAAUAGCCUCACAUUCUUACAUAACCACAUUGAAUGUCUACUCUUUGCACCUUUUUGUUUUUAAUUAGUUCCUGGUCUGGAGCCCGGAGUAUCCUCUACUAUCCUUCACUCAUUCUAAGUGAUUGUUCACCACCUCAGUUUGCAUCUAGUUUUCAGAAUCAUUUCUACUUUCUCCAGGCUUAGCAUAAUUUACCCUCUUCUGAAGUCCCCCUCCAUUAGCCUUGGUAUUGGUUUACUGCCCUUCCCAUUAGCCUUCUCCCACUCUAAACAAUAAAAUAGAUUAUUCAAAGAUGGCUAACACCACCUUCAUGUGGACAUCCCGGACCUGAUCUGACUUACUUUAAACAAUGUCCAGAAUCCAGUCCUUUCUGGUACAGCCUCACAGUAGAGGGGUGAACUGAUUAUUCUCCAAGACGUCAGUUAACUCUUAUUCUCCCUCCAAGCCUUUCAUCCACUUUGCUUACUGCCUUCAUGGGAAACAACACUGUGCCGAUCCAUUGGCAGUGCCCCCUAGUUUAUUAACCUUAACUGUCAGGACAGGUCAGUUUUGAAAGACACCCCUCCUUCAUCUAUUCUUUAGUUAUAUAUUUUUACCCCCUCUUUGACCUCACAUUUGAUCAUACCUCUCAACUGUCCAGAUUUUCACAGAAUGUCCAGAUUUAUGCCUCAUACUUUUGGUCUGUUCCUCAUAAAAUUUGUGGUUUUCUGCCAAAUCAUUGAGGAUU
Protopterus annectens (West African lungfish) is the source of this 2553-nucleotide messenger RNA. RefSeq names its product mast cell protease 1A-like. Lineage: Eukaryota; Metazoa; Chordata; Ceratodontiformes; Protopteridae. The transcript has 5 exons. Gene Ontology annotation, biological process: proteolysis. The record is from RefSeq and is a predicted model, not a curated record. Gene Ontology annotation, molecular function: serine-type endopeptidase activity. The coding region runs from base 52 to 831 and encodes 259 amino acids.